Molecule: messenger RNA, 2820 nt
Organism: Megalobrama amblycephala (Wuchang bream)
Lineage: Eukaryota; Metazoa; Chordata; Actinopteri; Cypriniformes; Xenocyprididae
Exons: 8
Coding region: 396-2162 (588 amino acids)
Biological process (GO): regulation of immune system process; negative regulation of transcription by RNA polymerase II; regulation of cytokine production
Source: RefSeq, a predicted model, not a curated record
CUCCUCACUUCGCCUGCUGGUUUCUCCCCUUCGUCUAACAUCUGCCUUCAUGUGGCAAGUUGUCCAGGAACAGAAUGUGGAGCAGUUUGGAAAACUGGAAGAAUUUGUUUCUGUGAUGACAAACCUCGUGCCAGAACUGUUAAGCAGGAGGCAGAGAGCCACUUUGAUAGUAGGGCUGCGAGCUAAGAUGAUUCUUGAGAUGUGUCGAGGCGAGCUUCCUGCAGACAUUCACACUGUCAAAUCACACAUUCACCAAAUUCAGACUACUGAUUUAUUAAAGGUGAAUGACACAGACAUGGAGAGCUUACAAGACAGCGUACUUCAACUCGUUCUGAGUUUGCUAGAGGAUUCCAUGAAAAGAGAGUACUUCUUUCAGGAAGUAUUUCCGGUCGAGUAUGGUCCUGACUUUGAUAAAGCACUGCAAGUCCUUGUUGGCUUUUUCCUCUCCAGAUUGGAGCAACUUCUGCCUGUACCAAACUUCAAACAGCUUUCAUUGUUGCUCAGCUGUCACCCUGGGGAGCUCGAUGCAUGUGUGGACUCUGUUUGCAAAUCACACAAUUUGCUAUCCUUGCUGCAAGACAGAUGUUUGUGGGACUUUGGAAAAAAAUGCUCUUCCAUCAAUAGUUGAGGAUCGAAUAGUAUCAUCAUUGUCACUGCCGCCUGUUGGCGACUCGGUCAUUAUAAACCAGCACAAUGAUGAUGGCAAGUUACUGCCUCUUGAUUCUAAAAACCUGCCAAACCAACAACAUAGUAUGGACAAGGAGACUGGGACAGGUGAUCCAAAUGCCCAGGAUGUGGGAUCCAGCUCCAGCUGUGAAUCAUCAGAGUCUUCCAGAGACAGUGAUGGAGAAAAGGAAACAAACUCAAACGCUGAUGAAUUGCAACGGAAUAACUCAGAAGAGCCAAGCGUACCGUCAUCCACCAAUGAUGCUCAUAGAGGUGAUUUAAUUUUUCAGACUGCUGUGCCUCUCCAGCGGCCCGCUCUUGACACCUUCCCAAACUCACCCUCUAAAGGCUUCCACUAUGCAGGCAGAACCGUGCACAAAUGUCAGCAGUGCACGAAAUACUUCAUCUAUCGCUCUGAUCUUGUCAAGCACCAGGAAAUUCACACCCAGUCGGGGACGCACGAGUGUCAUCAGUGUGGGCAAGUUUUCGACGAUUUGACGCAGCUGACGGCGCACAAGAACAUCAGCUGCAAUACCAGAAUUUUCAAGUGCAUCAAAUGCACAGCCCACUUUAGAUCCCUCAGGACCCUAUACAGACACAACCGAGUGCACAAAGAGAAAACCACACACAAAUGCCCUGAAUGUGGACGGAUGUUCACAAGUCUGUCACGACUGGUCGGUCACCGGCGAGCUCACCGAACUCCUGCUGUUAAAAGGAACUACACCUGUAAACAAUGCAACGAGACUUUCGGCUCGUACCGAGCCAGUUUAAUCCACCAGAAGACUCAUAAAGUUAAAGACGCUCCCCCGUCGAAACCGGAACGCCAGCCAGGAAAGUGUCGUUUUUGUGAUUUGACGUUCAGCGUCGACAGCGAAUUAAGAAGCCAUCUGAAGACGCACGCAGAGUUUAGGCCGUAUAUAUGCGACCAGUGCGGGAAGUGCUUUUCGGCAAACAGCAGCCUGCUCGCCCACCUCUCAAAUCACACGGGCGAAAAACCUCUCCUAUGUUCGCAAUGCGGAAAGCGGUUUUACAGCAAAAUCCAAUUAAAAUCCCACAUGAGAUGUCAUUCUGGCGAGCGGCCGCACGUCUGUCCGUACUGCGAGAAGCAGUUUUCACUGUCUGGGAAUUUGAAAAUCCACAUCAGGAUUCACACUGGGGAGAAGCCGUACGUUUGCCAUCAGUGCGGAAAGGGUUUCGUCUCCGCCGGAUGCCUGCAGGUGCAUCUGCGUUCUCACACGGGAGAAAAGCCGUAUCAGUGUAAAAUCUGCAGCAAGAAAUUCGUGGUUUCGAGUCACCUGACGGCGCACAUGUGCUUUCACACCGGAGAGCGUCCACACUGCUGCUUACAGUGCGGGAAACGAUUCAUCCGCCGCUAUGACUUGAGCAAGCACAUGUACACUCAUAUUGGGAAGAGGCCGUUCCCGUGUCCUCUGUGCCCAAAGGCUUACACGUGUCGUACGCACUUGAACAGGCACAUGAAGAGCCACAGUGUUUGACUUGAAUCACGUUGUCAUCCCGAGUGCCUUGUGUGGAGUGAAAACAUAGUUCAAUCAAAAAAUUCAAUCCUGUCAUUAUUUACUCGCCCUCAUGACCAAUGUCCAUGUCCAAACCCGUUUACUGUUGUGGUUUUUCUGUGGAACACAAAAAGAAACUUUUCCAUUUGAAAGCUCAUAGUUGACCACAUCUUUCAAGCUCUAAAAAUGACAAAUGUCAUCAUUAUAGUCCAUACAGCUUAUGCGUUAUAUUCCAAAUCUUGUCAAGUCAUAUUAUUCCUUUCUGUGAGUAAUGAAUUAAAAUUCAAGUUGUUUAUUCAAUGAUAAUAUUCCCUGUCUUCUGAGCUGUUAACUGUGGCCGGAUCAUUGAGUUAUUGAGUUGAGAACUAGAGCAGUUUGAUUUGUUAACCAAAUCUGAUUGAUUAAAAAUAAUUGUCUCCGAAGAAACAAAAAUGAACAGCGUACUGAAUGCGAGUACUACUGCUGAAUGACAACUUAAAGGGUUAGUUUACACAAAAAUGAAAAUUCUGUCACUAAAUACUCGUCCUCAUGUAAUUUCACACCCCUUUGUUCAUCUUCAGAACACAAAUUAAGAUCUUUUUGAUAAAAUCCAAUGGCUCAGUGAGGCCUCCAUUGACAGCAAGACAAUUAACACUUUCAG